AUGUCUUACAGAGGUCCCCUCCUCGAGGCUUACAAUGCCACAAAGGUCGAGUACAGAAAGCUAGGCAGCAGUGGCCUGCGAGUUUCGGUCCCCAUUCUCGGAGCCAUGAGCAUUGGCGACCCGAGUUGGCAUAGCUGGGUCAUCGAUGAGGCAAAGGCUCUUCCGCUCCUCAAAGCUGCUUACGAUCGAGGACUCAAUACGUGGGACACGGCUGACAUUUAUUCCAACGGCAGGUCGGAAGAAAUCAUUGGAAAGUUUAUGCGGGAAUACUCUAUUCCUCGGCACAAGCUUGUGAUUUUGACCAAAUGCUUCGCAUAUAUUGGAGAGGAUUACGCCUACCAGAACGACGACGAGAUGCCCAGGACCAAAGAUUACGUCAACCAUGGAGGCUUAUCCCGUCAGGCUAUCUUCCGAGCUGUCAAUGCUAGCUUGCAACGACUCGGGACCGACUACAUAGAUGUUUUCCAGAUCCAUCGUUUCGAUCCUACAGUACCCAUCGAGGAAACCAUGCAAGCUUUGCAGGACCUGGUUCGAGACGGAAAGGUCAGGUAUAUCGGUGCGUCCUCCAUGUGGGCGACAGAGUUCGCGCGGAUGCAGGCCGUUGCCGAAGUGAAAGGCUUUACCAAGUUUGUCUCAAUGCAGAAUCAUUACAGCCUCCUAUACCGCGAGGAGGAACGCGAGAUGAUCAGAUAUUGCAACGCGACAGGUGUUGGACUCAUCCCUUGGGCGCCGCUUUGUCGUGGACGUCUCGCACGUCCCCUCGACUCGGCUGAAACCGUACGUGGGAAAAGCGACCAGAAAGUCAAAAAUGAUGUGAAGCAGCUGGGUUACACUGAUAUCGACAAGAGCAUCAUUGGCAGAGUCCAGGAGAUCGCUGGAAAGAGGAAUUGGAGCAUGACAGAAGUGGCUUUGGCAUGGAUCAACAGGAGAGUUGCCUCUCCCAUCAUUGGUUUCUCCUCUGUGGAUAGGAUUGACGAGGCACUUGCAGCGAAAGGCAAGCAAUUGACAGCUGAUGAGGAACGAUAUCUGGAGGAGUUGUAUCAAGCAAGGGCAAUUAAUGGGCACGAAUAA
Messenger RNA from Cyphellophora europaea CBS 101466, 1071 nucleotides. RefSeq lists its product as uncharacterized. Lineage: Eukaryota; Fungi; Ascomycota; Eurotiomycetes; Chaetothyriales; Cyphellophoraceae. The coding region runs from base 1 to 1071 and encodes 356 amino acids. The record is from RefSeq and is a predicted model, not a curated record. The transcript has a single exon.